This is a messenger RNA of Dibothriocephalus latus, 426 nucleotides long. The record is from the annotation of a GenBank genome assembly. Lineage: Eukaryota; Metazoa; Platyhelminthes; Cestoda; Diphyllobothriidea; Diphyllobothriidae.
AUGAACCACCCAAAAGGUCAAGAUAUUCUGGGGUGUUUUCUCACACGUGGCUGGUGUUCACCGAUUUGUUAUGUUCAUUGGAAAAAGUUUGUCUUUCACGAGCGACAAUCAGCAGUCGAUGAAAACGAUCACAUGGUGAUCAACACUCGGUUUCAAAUCGUACCAGACCGAGAAGCGCGGUGCCAGGAGAUGCUAGCGGGGUUCGACUUUACCGUCGUACAUCGCCCAGAGAAACAGUAUCUCAACGCAGACGCGUUUUUGCGGAUUCCCACGCGUGAGCCCCACAGCUACAUUGUUUGUGAGGACCUAGAUCUAAAUGCCCUGUCAGUGACAACUUCGGCUGUUAACUGUGCUGACCCCCAGCCCAGUGAUCCAGACGCGGUCUCAUCUACCACAGGCUCGCACAAGGCUGUGUUUUACCUCUAA